This is a messenger RNA of Prorocentrum cordatum, 543 nucleotides long. The record is from the annotation of a GenBank genome assembly. NCBI's taxonomy places the organism in Eukaryota, Dinophyceae, Prorocentrales, Prorocentraceae.
AUGUGUAACUAUUUCGGGCUGGGCGUGGACGCUGCCGUAGCACUGGACUUCCAUCAGAAGAGGGAACGCUUGCCGCACCUCUUUUUUUCCCGGGUUGUGACAAAGUUGUGGUAUAUGACCAGUGGUGCCACCACUCUGAUGGAGAAUCGUUGCAAAGAUAUUGGUUCCAAGGUGAAGCUAGAGUGUGACGGGGAGGAGGUACAGAUCCCUGAGGAACUAGAGGGUGUCAUCGUGCUGAACAUCUCCAGCUUUUCCGGCGGCACGAACCUCUGGGGCCAGGACGAGCUCGAUUCGGACGAGUCGGAGGAGGACGACUCAGAGGAGGAGGAGGAGACGGACAAGGGUGACGCGUCCCCAGUCAAGGUUGUUCCAAAGCCUGCCAGCACGGCCCCAGACAAUCGAAUCAUAAUAAACAGCAUAAGCAGAAAUGUUCGGAGCUCGGCGCAGAUCUCUUGGAUCGGUGCUGGGCCCCCCUGGCGGCGCCUCCAGCGCCGCCCCUGGCUCGUUCCGCGCGCCGGGGAGAGGGACCCGGCGCCGAUCUAA